Molecule: messenger RNA, 4231 nt
Organism: Triplophysa dalaica
Lineage: Eukaryota; Metazoa; Chordata; Actinopteri; Cypriniformes; Nemacheilidae
Gene: rimkla
Product: ribosomal modification protein rimK-like family member A
Exons: 5
Coding region: 477-1679 (400 amino acids)
Biological process (GO): protein modification process
Cellular component (GO): cytoplasm
Molecular function (GO): ligase activity, forming carbon-nitrogen bonds; ATP binding; metal ion binding
Source: RefSeq, a predicted model, not a curated record
AGUUGUAAACGCGAAGCGCGUGCUGGAAAAGCCGAGGCGUUGGAUUGAGAGCGGCGCGAGCACCGGAGACCAGCAGAGGCAUCACUCGUCACAACAUCCAGCCUCUCAUCCGACUUUUUUUUAUUUAUUUGGAUGCGGUUUUCCGUGAUAUCGUUAAAGUCUGAAUAGUGACGAGAGGUACAAGUCGAGCUCCUUAGUGAGGCUUCUGAUCUCCCGUGUUGGGGGCAGUUACUAUUGCCCCUCGGCGGGGGACCUCGGUAUUAUCAUUUGGGUUAUCUGGGAGGCAAAACCGUUGCCUCUCACCGCGUGUUAGUGAAUUUUUUAUCUUCGGCGUAUUUAGUCGUUUUUUUGUGAGACCUUAGAUCAGGUUAGACUGGACCUUUAAAAAGGUGUUACACUGCUGCAGCUCUUUGUGUGGCUUUAGUUUCGUGUCCUCGUCGCAGCGACCCUACGUGCAGCACUUCUAGCUCCACGACAUGUGCUCCCGGGUGUGGUUUGUGACAGACCGGCGGAUCAGCCAGGAAUACCCGCAGGUUCAGAUCCUGCGAGCCUUGAAGGAGCGCUGCGUCGAGGACGAUGUCGAAUUCCGCUAUCUUCUGAUGGAUGAGAUCGUACUGACCAUCACGGACGGACAGCUUGGUCUGCGGGUCGGCCAGGAGACCGUGACCUCAUUCCCGCAAGUUGCUGUGGUGCGUGUUCCGACCCCGUGGGUCCAGUCGGACAGUGACAUCACAGUUCUGCGUCACCUGGAGAAGAUGGGCUGCCGCCUGGUCAACCGGCCACAAGCAAUCCUUAACUGCGUCAAUAAGUUCUGGACCUUCCAGGAGCUCGCCGGCCACGGAGUCCCUUUGCCGGACACGUAUUCGUAUGGGGGACAUGACAACUUCCGCAAGAUGAUCGAUGAAGCCGAGCCGCUGGGUUACCCUGUGGUGGUGAAGAAUGCUCGUGGACAUAGAGGUAAAGCUGUGUUUUUGGCCCGGGACAAGCAUCAUCUAUCAGACCUGUGUCACCUGAUUCGUCAUGACGCCCCAUACUUGUUUCAGGAGUAUGUUAAAGAAAGCCAUGGACGAGAUGUGCGAGUGGUUCUGGUGGGGGGUAGAGUGAUCGGAUCCAUGCUGCGUUGCUCUACAGACGGGCGCAUGCAGAGCAAUUGUUCGUUGGGUGGCGUGGGAAUGAUGUGUCCCCUCAGCGAGCAUGGAAAGCAGCUAGCCGUCCAGGUGUGCAAUAUUUUGGGAAUGGACGUGUGCGGAAUCGACCUAUUGCAGUUAAACGACGGCUCCUUCCUGGUGUGCGAGGCCAACGCCAACGUGGGCUUCAUCGCGUUCGAUCAGGCGUGCGGAAUGGACGUGGCGGGCAUCUUGGCCGACUACGCCCUCUCCCUGCUGCCGAGCCGGCUCAGCAGGAAGAUGUCCCUUCUCUCUGUGGUCUCCAGCACCAGCGAAACGAGCAGCGAGCCGGAGGUGUGUAUUCCCACCGAGGUCAUAAUCCCCACAGAGGUGUGCAUCCCCAACGAGAUCUGCCCUCCCGGCGCCACCUGUGCCCUCCCCGACGGGGUCUCCACCAUGAGCACAAGCUCCACCUCCAGCGAGAGCGAGGCAGAUCUAACCGAAACGGGUCCCGCCCCUGUCGCUGCGGACCCUGCCUACAAUAUCAACUCUCUUCUGGCGAGUGAGAUUUAACUGUUGACUGAGUGAGCUGGAAUGCCAGCAUCGCAUACACAUACAUUGAAGAGCGCGACACACACAUACUGAAACGGACAUGAUAAAUACAGGUGCACACAUGUAAUUAAAUUAACCCUCCCUGUAAACCCCUGAGGCUGCUCCCCUGAUGUUUCUCCAACAUUGACAGACUAUAGAUUCAUACAGUGCAGUUUGGAAACGCACAAGAUCGUGUACUCUCCAGCUUGGCUGUAGUGCACCAGCUAAAUAUGUGUUUGCCACUGUAAUAUGAGGGCGCAUGCAGUGUAGAGAGGUUUAUUGGGACCAGACUCCCAAAUGUAAUUAUUCUACAUUCCAACUGGAUUCUAAUGUACAUACUUUUGGGUAAGGACACACACACACACGCUCAAGGACAUAUUAAAAUCUGUAUUAUAGAGUGAAUGAAUUUUGUCUGUUACAAACCUUUUGGUGAAGGCCGGAUAAAGGUAUAAUGCAUUUUCUAUGUGGGCAAGUGAGAAAUGGACCCACAUUUAACUACCUGUUGGCAUGCAGCACCCCGUAUACAGAAAUGUAAGAGGUAUAGCAAAACUGAAACUGGAAAGCUGCAUUUAUUCUGUCCAGAUUGCAAUUAGACCCCGUCAUCUAUUUUAAAGCAUGAAUGAGUAUUUUAGGCUGUUGCAAUGGCUACCUGUAGUUAAUGAAUUACUGCUGAUCAGACUAGCGAGAAAACUGUGACUGACUGUGGGAUCGGUUUUGUAUGACCUUUUUAAUAUAUAUGCGUGAGGAUGUGGCCCCUGAUCUAUCGUCAUGUGCAUCUCUUGCUUUGUAAUUCUGUAAAUGGGGCGGCCAUUUUAAAACCCCCUGUUGUCCACCAUUUUGAACUGGUUUAAGCACUCGGUGUUCUCACAUUAAUCUUACUUUAGGCAUGUGAUGUACAAAUUCAUUUUCCAAUGUCAGGUAUUCAAAUCUCCGAAUGACCACGUCAAUCUGCAUGUUUGCCACACCAAAGGCAAAUUGCUCCCACAUCUUCGAGACUGAAUGGCGAGUUGCAUAGCAAUAGAGAAAGUAGAUUUUAAAUACUAAUGUUUUUACCACAAGGGCUGAACGUUUUGCCAACACUAAACGCUGAUGAUGGAUGAGGUAUUUGUCUUCAACGAUUUGUUUGUACAACAAUAUUGCAACAAUAAACUAAAGUGUCAACUCGAAUGGGUGCUACAACUUCUCUUAAUUCAGCCCAGUGGAUUUAAAACCAGUCAUGCGUUUUAUUGAAUAAAAAACGAUUGUUUACUUGUUUUAAAAAGCAGCUUUAUCUGUAAGCAACAGAAUUAUUCAUUUCUGGAAAUGCCACCAGAAAUCCAAAAAUACAGAUUAAAUCAGUUUUGGCACAUUUGCGAGUACAUUUAAGUUCACGUUGAGUCUUAACAUGGACGGAAUAUAACGAUAAACCUCAUGUUCACCAUGGACCAAGCUCAUGAUCCAAGCCAGCUCAGAAUGGUUUACAAUGGUAGUCACAGUUUUUAGAUGAAUAACAAUGGGAUUCACACUUUGGUUUCAAUUCUGCAUCAAAAUAGGAUGUGCAACCGUUUACAUUGACUCAAACUAGAUUUAGAUUUACAGCUAACUCAGGGAAGCAGCCUUGAUCAAAUUCCUCACCUUGGAAAUGUGACAUUCAUGCUAUCCAGUCCUGCCUAUGUGUAUCAAUAAACAAAAGUACAAACAUUUUAAUGAAAUGCAUCCUGUGGGACCUGAUGGUUACAUGCACUCUGUUCUUGUUUGUUUUAUAUUUAGUGUUCUGUUGUCUUUUCCUAAUUUAUAUUUUAGCAUUCUUGGAAAAAGGUAAAAACUGGUUUGUAAUGAGUCUUAUUGAAGAGAUGUUUACCACCUGAGACGUGCACACACACACACACACACUUCUCACCACCCUCUCAAGUGUUGUGAUAUGCUGUCUAGUGUGUGUGAGAUGUGUUUCAUAGUUCCAUUCAACCAGCGAUGUGCUCCCUUCACCUCAUCCCACACAAACACGAGUGUCCCUGUAAAUUCUGACACUUUGCAGUGUUCGGUAUAGCACACAAUAUGUCGGACUCUUAAACCCUCUGAAUCUUUAAGUAGAACAGAUUUUUUUUCUCCCCAAUGUUUAAUGUCAAAUCUGUGAUCAAAACAUUUUGUGUGCAAAAUUGAUUUAGGUUGGAGAUAAAACUCCUAUGAGAAAAGAAAUUGUGCCUGAACUGAAUGUUCGAAUGUGGUCAUAGUCACAGUAAAGUUUGGAUCAAUAAGGUACCAUCACAUUGGAAUUAACGAUUUUACUCAUUGGCCAUUGAGGUAACAAAGUAAAACCAAACCAACAGUUGCUGCUCAUGACCACUCUGCUCUCUGGUAUGAAAAAGGGAAAUGUUAUGAAAAUCCAUGUGUUCAUUAAAUUGCUUCCUUGUUUUUUUUGUGGAACCUAAAUGCCAAAAACCAAGCAAUGUUGUAUAAUUUAAAACAAGAACUUAGUGAUAGAACGCUAACAUUGAUGUUAUGUGUUAUGACGUAAAAAUAACAUUAACAACAACAAUAAAGACAUUUUAAAAAUG